CACUCCAUCCUCUGCUGCUCACUCGCACUCAACAACCUGGACUGCUUCCUCUCCCCGAUCACAUCUCCAGACCACCGGAUCGCGCGCGCGCCGCCAGGUACCGAGCGCCGGCCAUGGCGGUGCAUGGCGGGUACACGGAGCACUUCGUGGGCAGGGUGUCCAGCCUGGCCCGCCGCGUCUCCCGCGCCACCCGCCGCCUCCUCCGCCACCGCCUCCGCUACGGCGUCAGCGCCUCCUCCUCCUCCUCCUCAUCGCGCAGGAAGACGCGACCCGUCGUCGACCCCGCCGGCAGCGGCGGCGGCGGCGUCGCCGAAUCGCGGCGGCAGCCGGCGGGCGGCGUUGUGCCGGCGGCGGACGGCAAGGGAGACGUCGCCGACGCCGACGCCGAGAACGAAGAGGACGACGGCAUCUGGCGGCGCGCGAUCCUGAUGGGGGGCCGGUGCCAGCCGCUGGACUUCGCGGGGGCGAUCCACUACGACAGCUUCGGCCGCCGCCUGGCGCGCCCGCCCUCGGCGGCGCCGCGCUGCGCGUCGUCGCUGUCGUGCCGCUCCUCCGACAGCCUCGCCACCUACCUCGAGACCACCGAGGUGUGAUCCAUGGACGGGGCUGCACGCCGUCGAUCUGCUUCUUCUUCUUCUUCUUCCGUCGUUCGAUUGCUGCUCCGGCCCGCCCGAAUCAUAAGAGAGAGAUGUGUGGCGAUCGCGCGUUGCUAGCUACAAUAGAUUCAUUAGCAGUAAUUCGGUCUUUCUCUGGCUAGGUUUUUUGUUGAUUAAUUUGCACAUAAUGAGUAGAACGAUUCUUUCUCGUUCCAAUAUUUUUUUGACGCGAUUGUUUCCGGGCUUAUAAUUAAUGAGUAACAGAAGCACCCGCGUGCGAUUUGUUCCUG
This is a messenger RNA of Triticum aestivum (bread wheat), 886 nucleotides long. RefSeq lists its product as uncharacterized. Lineage: Eukaryota; Viridiplantae; Streptophyta; Magnoliopsida; Poales; Poaceae. The transcript has a single exon. The coding region runs from base 114 to 593 and encodes 159 amino acids. The record is from RefSeq and is a predicted model, not a curated record.